Lotus japonicus is the source of this 2325-nucleotide messenger RNA. Its product is annotated as protein MAIN-LIKE 2-like. Gene Ontology annotation, biological process: meristem development; meristem maintenance. The transcript is spliced from 6 exons. Bases 571 to 2064 code for a protein of 497 amino acids. The record is from RefSeq and is a predicted model, not a curated record. NCBI's taxonomy places the organism in Eukaryota, Viridiplantae, Streptophyta, Magnoliopsida, Fabales, Fabaceae.
UUUCUAACAAUAUAAACUACCAUAGUUUAGUGGCAGGCGCUGCUAACAACCGCAAUCACUGAAAAAUGAUACAGCUGCGUUCACUUUGUUUCGGUGUUCACUCCGAAUCUCGCUGACCCAUCUCAUCCACUAGGACGGUAUUGUGUGGACUUGAAUUCCAGGUUCCUUAAGUCCAAGGUUCAUACCGUAAAAUAUGAAGUUUCUCUUUUUCACCAAGGUGGUGCAAAGUAGUGGGAUAAGUUGGAAGAAAGGUUCUUUGGAUAAUAGUUUUGAAGAUGCAACUUUAAUCAUGCUUUGGCUCUAGCUUGAACAUGGCUCAACAGUAUGUACAAGUUAAUGUGAUGCCAUUUCCAAUUGGCAAAACAGACAUCAACCUGGCGCUUAAUCUGAACGUCAGCUUGGGAAUAUUUAGUUUGUAAUGUUGAUAUGCUCCUGUUCUGUCUCAUUUAUCUUGGCUGAAUGAAGAAUAGCAGUGAGUUUCAUAAGAUGCUAUUGCAUCACAAAUUGGUGCUGAUUCGUAAUUAUCUUUGUAUGAUUCUGUAUUUUGGACAGUUCUCAUUACUUUCCUAAAUGGAGCUCAAUGAAGAUCCUGGGCCAAUUGAUAAUUGUGUACUAUAUGAUCAAGAUAAUCACGUUUCUUCAGCAAUUUGGGAUGGACAUGAGCGUGGGGUGCUUAGAUGCCAUGAACACACUUCAUUGCUUGAUCAGUGGAAGCUCACACCUAUACAGAUUAAGUUAGUUGAGAAGGCUGGUUUUGGUUACCUUCGACUACUUCCUGCUAUGAGCCUUGACAAUGCACUCAUAGCAGCUUUGGUUGAGCGGUGGAGGAGAGAAACAAAUACCUUUGACUUAAGUGUUGGAGAAUUAACAAUAACCCUUGAAGAUGUAGCACUAUUACUGGGAUUGGCUAUUGAUGGAGAACCUGUGAUAGGUCCAAUAAGUGCACCAGGUUCAGUUUGUGAAAAACUACUAGGGAGAGUACCAGAGGACUUGAAUGGAGGAAUGGCGAAUCUUACUUGGCUUAAGGAAUUCUUUUCUGAGUGUCCUGAAGAUGCAUCGCCGGAACAAACCGAGUGCUGUACUCGUGCUUACCUUCUAUACCUGGUAGGCAGUACAAUAUUUUCAACAACAACUGGGAACAAAGUCCCUGUUAUGUACCUUUCUUUGUUUGAGAACUUUGACAGGGCAGGAAAGUUUGCUUGGGGUGCAGGCGCAUUGGCAUUUUUAUAUAGAGCACUUGGCAAUGCAUCCCUUAGAUCUCAAAGCACCAUUAGUGGCUGUUUAACUCUAGUUCAGUGUUGGAGUUACUCUCGCCUCAAUGUUGGACGGCCAAAAUUUAAUCAAGAACCUGAUAACAUUUGCUUUCCCUAUGUGCUUAAAUGGAAAGGGAAAAGUGGUUCUAGGACAAAAUGUAAUGCAGUGUCCUACAGGAAGGCUUUGGAUUCUCUUAAAUCUUGUGAUGUUCACUGGCUUCCUUACAAGGAUAUGGACUUUACAGCCAUACCAGAAGAUAUAAAAAGUUGUCUGAAUUUACGGGCAUCUAGAACUAUGCUAUUGUGUUUUGACAAGGCAGAAAGGCAUCUUCCAGAUCGUUGCUUAAGGCAAUUUGGCAUGUACCAAAACAUCCCGAAAGAUGUGGAACGGUGGGAAAGGAAGAAUCGUAUAGUGGAUCAUGGGAUAGGCCUGAAGGGGAAAAUGGACAUGGCUCUAAAAGAAUGGUCAGAGCGUUGGCUUCAUAUUGCAGAAGGUGGUGAAAUUUCAGAUGAGGGUGAGUACAUGCAAUGGUACCAGAAGAUUACUCGGAAAUACAUUGUGAGAGUCACAUCAUCUUUGGAGUCUGAGUAUCAGAGAACCGUUACUGCGAUGAGGGAAAUUGCAAACAUUGCUGAUAUAAUCUCAACAGAAGGGUUGGAUUCUCAUAACAAAGAUUUACUUGAUGAAGUGAAGAGCCUUGUGCACAAGUGCUUAACAGAGCAGUUUGAAGAAAUACCAGAGGAGAAAGUGAGUAAGAAGUGUAGUCGGAAACGUAGGCAAAAUGAUCACCUAGGUACGGAGUAUGAAUAGCAUAGGUUAGAGCAGAGGCUGAAGCUAACUCUGAUUUUUGCCCACUGAUAUUUAUAGCUUAAGGCUGGUGAAGGACGCAAGGUGUUUAAUCGAACGUUCAACACCACAGCAAACAAAUCCUAUAGAAGAGGAUGGCAUAUAUAUUCACAAUUUAAAAAUUAAACUUGAGACAUUUUGAUGCAGAUAGUUGGUAAAUACCUGCUGUAAAGCCCCAUUUGAUAUUUUUGUUAUAGGCAUUUAUUGUAUGUUUUUCUUUCUUCC